This is a messenger RNA of Paraglomus occultum, 538 nucleotides long. The record is from the annotation of a GenBank genome assembly. NCBI's taxonomy places the organism in Eukaryota, Fungi, Glomeromycota, Glomeromycetes, Paraglomerales, Paraglomeraceae.
AUGACUGGUCAAUCCACAUUACGAAUUUGCUCAAAAACUGCCAAGUCGCUCCGUGUCUUUUCCGAUACAAAUUUAAAUGAAUGGGAAAAACGGCUUUUAGCAAACCCGCCUAUUACUCUACACUUGCCAAUCGAUCAGUUGCUAAAACCAUCAUCCAAACACACUAAGAUACGGCAAGUCCCAAAUCAGUUUCUGCUAUACCGGAGAAACUUUUCGGCAUUUGCCAAAAGACACAACAAAACGUUUCAGGAAAUUUCUGUCGAAGCUACUCAAAACUGGUAUGCUGAACCCGAUAACGUUAGAGUUUAUUUUUACACGUUGUCCAGGAUUAUGAAAAAAAUAUACAUAACUGGAAAACAAUCAACCAGCUCCGUCGGUUCUUCCUUCGAAGUGUUUGAUGAUAGCUCAAAGGGGUUUCCAAGUAUGAAUCCGGAUGGCGUAAUAGUGCGUUCCGAUAAAAAACUUCCAGAGUAUAUGGAUCUUUGGCUUUACACCAUUGAUAAAGAAGCAAUCGAUGCGGAAAAUGCAGAUAACUCUG